This is a messenger RNA of Hymenoscyphus albidus, 2700 nucleotides long. The record is from the annotation of a GenBank genome assembly. NCBI's taxonomy places the organism in Eukaryota, Fungi, Ascomycota, Leotiomycetes, Helotiales, Helotiaceae.
AAUGACUAACAGCAAAGUUAGCGGUAGGACUUGUCUCCGAGGUCCAUUGAAAUAGCGGCAUCUUGAUUGGCCAAUCUCACAUGUCCACCCCAUACUUUCUGGACCAAUCAGCAUGGCUAGUCAUGGAAAAGUGCUGCUACAACAUGGAGCUAAAUCAGGGGUUUCUCCGCCAGAACGGGUCCCCAAAAAUGUCCCGCGGACUGCGUGGAGCGGGUGGAGUCUUCUAUCGAGUGACAGCUGUGACCUGUCGAGGCUCAAAAGGACGUUUGAUUGCCAAUUCGGGUUUCUUUGACAUGCAGAUGAUCUUUUCGACUUGGCGUGUUGAUAGAGACGGCUUCCAGGAGGUAAGCUUUGGGCCAGGACCAGCUCCCCCCUGAAUGAGGUGGGGGAUAUGGCAUAUAAAAUUGCACAAGAGGCAAGAUUUUGACGGAAAGGGGGUGGAUGUUGAUUCUCGGGUAAACAUUGUGAUAUGGUGUGGAGGUUUGGUGUGGAGGUUUGGUGCUUGCAACGUCCAGAAUGGCAAAUGGAUAUGCCUCAGUCUGGUGGCUAUGAAUCUACCUACUAUGAGUAUGUCAACUUGGUAGAAACGACGAUCGAGAGAUCCGUAACUCUUCAUGCCUUCCCCUCUCCCGUACAACACCACGCCAUAGAAAGUCGCAAUAUCACUGGUAGAGGGUGGCAGUGUGCAUGAGCAUGUCACGGCCCUGGUCCGACAAUCUCCCACUCCCACUCCCACUCGUGUGUCUCCCCCCUCCACCACAGCAACGUGAACAGAGCUCGAGGUCCCCCAAAAAAAAUCCGACGAAUCGAGCUCCUUGCCGACCAUCCACCGCCUUUACUUUCUAGCACAAGAGGAGUCGAUAACUCUCCUCAACAAACUUCCCUUCAACUCCACACAUUCGUUCUUAUGGCCCCUUUCACGAGCCCUCGCAUCUCCUAGAAUUCAUGACGACUCCCGCCUAGAUUGUUUUUGCGACCCCAUUGAGACCUGCACGAGCGCCCCUACGCGUCAAUUGGCCGUUCCCUUUUUUUCCUUCCCGCGAUACCCACGAUACGAUGAGCGACGACUCGGCGCCGACAAUUGGAGUACCCGAUGCUAAACUCGCGGCGGCGCACGAAUGGUCACACUCCAAUGGCAGCAAGCCUCUCACACUUAGUAUAGACGAAAGCCUGGAUCAUGGCCGCACGGGGGGGCUUUCGUCCUCCCCAAGGUUUCUAUUGAAAAAGGAGAAACGAAAAGAUGAUGGCGCUCUGGAGAUUGUCUGUGGUUGGGUUGUCGAGCACCAGAUUGGUGAUUUUCCCUCGGGCCAAAGGAGGCCGCCCCAAAAAUUGGAGAUAGAGUCUAACAAAACUCCCAGGUCUCGCGGUCAAUCUGUUGAUGCUCCUCUCACUUACCCAUAUGUGUUUUCCCCGUGCCAGAAGGCAUACCCGCAAGUUCUUUGAACUGUCCUACUUCAAUCAAGAUUCCGGCGAAUACUGUGCGGGAUGGAAUGAUGCUUGGAUGGUAUUUUUCUGGAUUGUGGUGUUUACAGGACUUCGCGCCGCUGUGAUGGGCUAUAUCUUGGAACCAUUCGCAAGACGUGGAGGUGUCAAAACGGAAAGAGGACAGAUAAGAUUCGCUGAGCAGGCUUGGCUGAUUAUAUACUACUGUGUUUUUUGGCCACUCGGAAUGGUAGGUGGAUAUUUCCCGUGCAUGGCUUACAGAAAUGCUGACAGGACAUAGUACAUUCUCAUCCGAUCCGCUUAUUGGCUCAAUAUGAAGAAUCUGUGGACGAAUUGGCCAAAUCGGGAGAUGGGAGGACUCGAGAAAUGGUACAUUCUGGUGCAAUAUGCCUUCUGGCUCCAGCAGAUCAUGGUUAUAAACAUUGAAGAAAGGCGAAAGGACCAUUGGCAAAUGUUUACCCAUCAUAUUGUUACCACAGCUUUGAUCUUCACCAGUUACGGCUAUCACCAGACCAAAGUGGCCAAUCUGAUCCUCUGUCUCAUGGAUGGUGUUGACAUCCUUCUUUCCGUAAGUUCUGCUUAUUCUUUGUUUCGAAUAAGUCUAAUCAUAUUUCUUAGUUGGCCAAAUGCUUGAAAUACCUCGGUUAUACCACCAUCUGCGACGUUCUUUUCGGCCUUUUCAUGGUAGCUUGGUUCUGUACUCGUCACGUUUGUUAUCUUAUCACCUGCUAUUCCGUUUGGGCAGACAUCCCAACUACCAUCGAAUACGGCUGUUACAAGGGGCGGAAGGGCUCUGUAGUAGGGCCAUUUCCACCACCGGAUCGAUUUGGACACCUUAUUUCACCCUUUCGAGACCCAGAAGGUAUUGUGUGUUUUAACCACAAUAUCAAGUGGGCUUUCUUAUCAGCACUUCUUUUCCUCCAAUGCAUUACCAUUAUGUGGUUUGUGAUGAUUGUCCGUGUCGCAUUACACGUCCUGAAAGGUGGCCCAGCUCAUGAAGUCCGAAGCGACGAUGAGGAAGAGGAAGAAACCGCCACGAUAGAUGAGAAGACCCCUUCGGCACUUGAGUCCAAAGGCGAUGUGGAACAGCAACCUUAUGAAGAGGAAGUUGGCGUCGAAUCGAUCAACCUACGUGGAAGAACUUCCGCCGCUUCACGAUACAAAAAGGCAACUAGUAGCGCUUCAGGUGUCAGUUUACCGGGUCACAGUGAUCGAAAAGAGUUGCUGGGGCGGAUUGGCUGUGAUAAGGGAGUUUGA